CAAGCCUUGCUUGAAGUUGAUCAGUCCGCUUAGAAAAGUGCUCCAGAGGGGAAAGUAUUGGAAUCGGUUUGAAAGGGGGGAAGUGCUAAUUUUUGCGCAAAGAAUUGCCUUGCUCAGAAAGGGAACCCUCUUCAUUUUUGUCAGUUUGCACACAUUUUAUUUAAUUGGAUUUUUUUUUCGGAGAGGGGGGAAUAUUUUUUAGUCUGAGGAAAAACUUCAUUUUAGAGCUCCUAAGGACAAUAAACCUAUCAUAGUAAAACCGAGUUCAACGAGAAUAAAACAGGUGCGCUUGGAUGCUGGCUGUUUUACAAACGCGUUGGUAGAACCUUUAAAUCUGAUGACCGGAGGAAAAGAAACCACCUCUCUCGUUAACCCAACCAGUUGAUUAAUAUUUACAUAUUGUGAGGCAAUACUUUGAACAACUAUGAUACUCGGUGUUUUCAUCUUGGUGACAUUCUUUUUGGGACUGUCCCGGUGCUUGGGUUCCUACGUCCCUUGUGAGCCCUGCGACCAGAAAGCUCUCUCCAUGUGUCCACCGGUUCCUGUCGGCUGCCAGCUCGUCAAGGAGCCGGGCUGCGGGUGCUGCCUGACCUGCGCUUUAUCGGAAGGGCAGGCGUGCGGCGUGUACACCGGGACGUGCAUUCACGGGCUCCGGUGCUUGCCGCGGAAUGGCGAGGAGAAGCCGCUUCACGCCCUUCUUCAUGGACGAGGAGUCUGCACGAACGAGAAAGGAUACAAACCUCCUCAUUCAGCCAUAGAUCGCGAGUCGCGGGAACACGACGACAUGGUGACGACCGAGAUGUCGGAGGACCUCCUCCCCAUGCCCAAAGUGCCACUCUUCCCCAAAGACCACAUCACCAGCAAGAAGGUCCAGGCCAUGCGCAAGGACCGGAAACGGCAACAGGAGAAGCUGAGGUCCGUCGGGCAGGUCGACUACUCCCCGCUCCCCAUCGACAAGCACGAGCCCGAAUUCGGCCCGUGUCGGAGAAAACUGGACGGAAUCAUCCAGAGGAUGAAAGACACUUCUCGUGUCAUGGCGCUGUCCUUGUACCUGCCCAACUGUGACAGAAAGGGCUUCUUCAAGCGCAAGCAGUGUAAACCUUCACGCGGACGGAAGCGGGGCAUCUGCUGGUGUGUGGACAAGUACGGCGUGCAGCUGCCAGGGACGGACUACAGCGGGGGUGACAUCCAGUGCAAAGACCUGGAGAACAGCAACAACAACGAGUGAGGAGACGCCCCCACCCCCGCCCAACGUCCCCCGCAGCCCCCGACCCCCCAUCACCUGACCAAGGGCCCACCUCCUAUCGUACUGCCCAUCCGCCCACCAGUCACUUUGAUUUAAAACACGAAACGAACGAAAAGAGAAACGAAACUGAGACAAAAUGACAUGAACAUGUGAUGCUUCUCGACUGUGCGCUAACGGCUAAUGUGUGGGACCCAGCUAGAGCAGUCUCCCUGUCUGUCUGUAGCAGGAACCUUCUAGUAAGAACUAGGUCCCUGCACUCUAUUUGUAAAAAUAUAUACAUAUAUUUAUAUAUUUUUAUAGAAGCUGGGGAUUGAGCACCAAACUAUUUCUUUUUAAAAUUAAGGUAAUGCAAACAUAAAGAACAGAAGGCAUGUUGGUGAAACGCAGGACUGUCUUGGUCUUUUGUGUCUGUACGUCUGUUACUGUCGUGGUGUCAGAAGACAUAGCAGGAGUUUUAAUAUAGGCAUUUUCCUUGGGUUGUUCUCCAAAAAUAAUGAAACAGCUAAGUAGGGAUCUGCUGAUGCAGUUCUCACUUUCCAGGUUUUAGUCCUGUCAGAGCACUUAUUCAUAGGCUAACCUCAUUUGCUUGAAAAUAUGUAAUUUUGGUAGGUUCAGUGUGCGUGCGUGUGUGUGUUUGUGUGUGAGCGACUUUACAAAAGAAUGUUUUUUGUUUUUUUCCUCUCCUGUCAGAAGCUCUUUGAGUCUCCAUGAAGCUAGCUGGGGGAGGGUGGGAGGGGCUAUCUGACUGACAGGAUGUCAGGAUGUCUCUGGAUGUGGAACUGCAAGCAGGACGGAAAAGAAACGCUUUGUGAACAUAUUGUUGAAGCUGCUCUGUGACUCUGUAGCAAACGUGUAAUGCCAAUUGUGCCUAUGUAACCAGACGCUGCCAUGUCAUGAGACACACAGAGUUCUAAAGAGAACGCUGCUCCUACUGGUGGAGAGGCCAUGCAACGUUUGAUUCUGAUUGGAUGCUCCGAGACUUCCCUCUUCCCCUUCCCUCUGACUAAGCUUUGAAUUGGACACUCUAAACCCCCCCCUCCCCCCCACAAGCCCUGCCCUCAACUAAACUUUACCUGAUAAAUGAUGUGAAUGUCGAAAAAUGUAUAAUGUCUGAGAUAUGGCUAACGUAUGAAUUUGCAUGUUAAAACUGAAACGUCUAAUAACAUUGUGGACUUGACGUAAGAAUACAACACUAUUAACCAAAAGAAGCGUAUUAAUUGACAGGUGAAAGUUGGUAUGUUGGUCGUGAAGGGGACUCGAGCCAUCGUGCGAGGUGUUCACCAGUUUGGGGCAACAGCUGUCUCUCUCCAUAGUGGUCGCUUUGGGUGUAGCCUUACCUGGUGUGUUUGUACCAUUUCCUUUGCCUUCAGUGAAGUGAAUAACUGCCCGAUUUUUGAGCCAUGUUUCUUAACCAGCGGCCCCCUAGGUGCACAAGUAGGUCUAACGUUGGUGUGUUACUUUAACAAUAGAUAAAUGCUUUUUUUUUUUUUUUACAGAACUACAACAUGUUCGUGUUUUGAAAAGGACAUAGUUUAGCCUAUAACCUAUGCAAAAAUAGAAUUUGCAUAGUUUUUAUUUCAGUGUGUUUUUCCAGCUUGCCACAGCUGAGGGAAUCGGGGUUAUUUGAAUUGACUGAGGCUGGAGAGCUAGCCUGCCCGCCCGCCCCUCCUCCCCUGCCCUUAACCCCCCCCCCACGCAUGCAGCUCACCUCUUUAACUGUGUGUUACAUAACUGAUCUUCAGUCUGCCACCGCCACUGCACAGAACGGCAGGAGCAUAUUCUCCCCGAGGAUCCCUUUCUUAUAAAGAGCCGCCAUCGAAACAAGGUGCACAUUAACCAGCCCUGGGCCAUUAAAUGUGCACUUUCGGCCUGUAUGUAAAUCUUAGUGCCUUCCUGCAUGCAAAUCCAUUUGAAUAGUGAUUUCCACAGACACCAGUGGGGGAGAACGAGAGCAUAGCAGAUGCCCUGCGUGACCAUCAUGUGUAGACGAGAGGGAGAGAGAAAGGGAGAAAGGGUUGCACAACCAUUGGUAAAAAAAAAUAAUGUAUAAAAAAAAAAAAAACUGUCAAAAACGUGUUGAAUCCAAAAGCACGCACAGCCAGUGCUGGAGGUGAGGGACAGUGAGGCUGGAUGCAUGGGUCUCCGGCUGUAGCUCAGCCUCUUUUCGAGCGGAGGCUGGGGUACUGCCGCGACUGCAUCGUGUAAAACGGCCGGGUGUAGAGAUUCACCAUCCGUCACAGCGACCACCGCCUCUAAAAGACGUCCGGUCCUUCUCCUUCUUUUGUUUGUAGUCUUUGCCAGAUCGUUUGUACUCAUAUCCUGUGUUUCAGAAAUGCAGCGGUAGACAUAAAUUCACUGGUAACAGGAGGGGAGCCACUUAGCAGCCAUGUUGAGUUCGCUAAAAGGACCGUAAUAGGCAGUACCAUGCAGUGGCUAGUGAUCUGGACAACCGUCGAAGAGGUGAUCAGGCUGAGAGACUGGGGACUGUUAACAACAGAGAGAAUAAUUUACAAGUGUAGUCAUUAUUCUUUCCAUUUCAUGUUUUAUGUUUCCAAGCCACUGAUUUAAGCUGAGGACAUGAUCUUGGUCCAUUUCUAUUGCAAACGGCACCCAAAAUAUGAGAAGCAAUGAAACGAUGAAUAAACCAGUCACUAACACGGUCCCGGUCCCUGUCUUUGUAAGCACCCCCCUCCCCCCCACCCACAUGGCCCCAUUUGGAAAGCAGCUUGCACUUGAAUAAAUUAAAUAACAGAACAAAAACAAAAAAACAAAAAAAAACAGGACACACCUCCUCUACUAGUCCCUUCUUGAAAAUAUGCAGAUUUUUCUUUUGUUGUCUUGUUUUUUUUAAUCAAACAGCAGAUUCUGGCCUCGGUUUCGAGGCCUGGGUUAGAUAACUUUUGACAGGGGCUUUGGCCCAUGCCUGGGGUCCACAACAGUGUCAGCUACGGAUGAUAAUGACAAUAAGUAACUACUAAUCACGAUCGAACUCCACCUACUCGCGCAGCCUGUGGAGCGCGUUGCCGAGUGCUAGGCACUGCUGUCCUGCAGGGCCGCCUCUCUCCGAUAGACCUCCGCAGCGGCAUUACAGUAUCACAUAGUUACAGUUAGCAGGACAGACAAAGGGGGUCUGUGGAAUCUGAAGGGGCCAGGCGAAAAGCAGCGCGAACCCCACGCCCGGGCUAACGUUUCCGGUUCGUUCGGGUCGCUGUUCGGUCAUUAUGGUACAAAACAAAAACCUUACCCCUUUCGUGAAACGAUAUCAGAAAGUCAUGCCUACCUCUAUGUUGGGGAUGUUUUGAACUAUGCUGGUGCUUUUUUUUUUUUUUUCGUUGGGUCUACUGACCAAACAGAAAAAAAAUCUGUAAACUAUCAGCUAAAGAGGAUGCAUGCACCUAACUUUUUUAAUUGAUGCGUUUCUUCUGCAAUGUUACAGCGCAUUUUUGCGGAUGUAGCUAGUAGUUGCCGAGAUAAUCCCUGCUGAAAAAAACAGCUUGCGCUAAAUUUUGAAACAGCUGCUAGCUGGUUGACCAGCUCAAGCUAUGUUUUGAAACAGCUGGUCAUAGCUGGAUUUCACACCAGGGAAGGCAACUGUAGGCCAUUGCCUACAUUCACUAUUUAGGUUUAGGUGCAGAUCACGUCACGAAGAUCAGAGCUAACAUCACAGUACAUUUAGUUCAUUGCCUACACUAAGUGUAGAAGUUUAAACGAUGCUGUUAAAAUCCUAAAUUCAGCUGCUCUAAGCUCCGCCUGCGUGCCCAUCAGAUUCCCCGCCUCCUACCUGGUUAGACUAAUGCAAUAAUUACAGCUCGUAUUUCAGUAGUAUCAGCAGUUUUUUUCUGAAUGCAUAACUAUUUUUGUGGAGGGAAAAAGACAACCUAUUCGAUAUUUUAACGUGACGUUAACGGCUUGUGAAAACAGACCCAUUCGUGGCAGAAGGACCACGAAAAUGUUCAGCAUUUGGAACUCUUAAUACGUAAAUAAAAAAAGGAAGAAAAAAAAAAAACUCAAAUUAUUAAGAAAAGUGAAUAUCACUGUGUAAUAUUUAUUCAACUUGUAAUUUAUGUACUCUUUUAAACUUUGUCUUUUUGUUAUGACAAAGCAUUUAUUUAAAUAAAGUUAUGUAUUCAUUUA
This is a messenger RNA of Conger conger (European conger), 5380 nucleotides long. Its product is annotated as insulin-like growth factor-binding protein 5. The coding region runs from base 425 to 1228 and encodes 267 amino acids. NCBI's taxonomy places the organism in Eukaryota, Metazoa, Chordata, Actinopteri, Anguilliformes, Congridae. Gene Ontology annotation, cellular component: extracellular region. Gene Ontology annotation, biological process: regulation of insulin-like growth factor receptor signaling pathway. The transcript has 4 exons. The record is from RefSeq and is a predicted model, not a curated record. Gene Ontology annotation, molecular function: fibronectin binding; insulin-like growth factor II binding; insulin-like growth factor I binding.